Erigeron canadensis is the source of this 1280-nucleotide messenger RNA. RefSeq lists its product as uncharacterized. The record is from RefSeq and is a predicted model, not a curated record. NCBI's taxonomy places the organism in Eukaryota, Viridiplantae, Streptophyta, Magnoliopsida, Asterales, Asteraceae. Bases 91 to 1035 code for a protein of 314 amino acids. The transcript has 11 exons.
AAAACAACCCCAAAAUAUUCUCCCUAAAUAAUAUUCUAACAUCCAAACAAACCCUUAUUCAUUCAAAACCCCCAAUUAAUCAAUCCAAAAAUGGCGAUGCAAACCGGAGUUAACACCUCCAAAGUUCUCAUCCUCGUCGGCGCAGGUUUGACUAGUUCUGUAAUAUUGAGAAGUGGAAAAAUGUCUGAUUUAUUAUCAGAGCUACAAGAAUUAAUGAAAGGUGUUAACGAUAUCGAAAUCCAUCCCGGAAAGUACGAUAGUGCCGCCCUUGCCGAACAGAUUCGACAAUUGGCGCAAGAGAUUAGAGAGUUGUCGCUUUCUCGUCCUGUUGCCAUUUUUAACGGAAACAAUGCGUCUAGUGGGGGGUUGUCAUCUUACUUGAUGCCAGCGGCAGCGGUAGGAGCUAUGGGAUAUUGUUAUAUGUGGUGGAAGGGUUUGUCUUUUUCUGAUGUUAUGUUCGUAACUAAGCACAAUAUGGCGAAUGCUGUGGCAAGUGUUUCUAAACAAUUAGAGAAUGUGUCUGAUGCUGUAGCUUCUACUAAGAAACAUUUAUCAAAGAGACUUGAAGCUUUGGACUGGAAAGUAGAUGAACAAAAGGAAAUAAGUAAAUCAAUUGCAGAUGAUGUUAAUGAUGUGAAGACCAAUCUCAAUCAAAUAGGUUAUGAUAUUGAUAUGAUCCAUCAAAUGGUGGCCGGGUUGGAAGGGAAGAUAGAUCUUAUCGAAGGAAAGCAGGAUGUGACCAAUUCAGGUCUGUACUAUUUAUGUCAAGUAGCUGGCGGGAUCAAAGAUGGGAUAAAUGCUAAGCUAUAUCAGGACGUUGAAGCUAAGCUAGGAAAACAAUCAAAGAUUACAUAUGAAGAGACUUCUUUAAAGGGACUUCAGUUUCUUACAGAAACCAAUGAUUUAGACUCGAAAGUGGAGCCAGUGAUGAGCAAAAUCAGCACAAAGGUAAGCAAAGCCCAUGAUAGUUCUAAAUCAAGAUUCCAAAGGACUUACCCAGUGGGGUUGUCAUUUGCCAAAGAUAUGAUGGGUUAAAGGUUGUAACUACAACUAUUCUUUCAUCAAUGGGAGGAUUCAAUAUUUUUGUGUGAUUGCUCGAGGGUCAAGGUCUGGUUUAUCUUUGGUUCGAGCACAAGAUGUAUUUUGUUGGAGUAUGGCUUAAAAAUUACAAGUUCAAUUUUUCAAUGUGAGCAGUAUAUAGCACACUGAAUAAAAAUAUAUAAUCAAACAUGAUGGUCUCAUCUAUUUCAGAAUUGUAAAUGGUGAGCCAUACAAGUAUA